This is a messenger RNA of Menidia menidia (Atlantic silverside), 3078 nucleotides long. The record is from the annotation of a GenBank genome assembly. Lineage: Eukaryota; Metazoa; Chordata; Actinopteri; Atheriniformes; Atherinopsidae.
GAUGGAUGGAUGGAUGGAUAUUAUUUUGGGGCGGAUUAUGGAACGGGGCCUAGUUGGUCACGUGCUUCGUAGUGCGUCAGACUGGCACGUCCUGCACAACGCCCGGUCAGUUUGUCGUAGCCUUGCAGGACAGGUAUCGUUGUAUACAGCUGGUCGCUUUUGUGAAUUUUAUCGUCUGGCCUUUGCACAACGAUAUAAUGGAAGGCAGAAGCUACAGUUCUGGCUACUCCAGUUGGGGGAGUGGAGGCUCAGGGAAUAGAGGUUCUGGUGGUUAUGAUAUGUACGGGGGGGGCUUCAAGGACUCGAUGUCUGGACUUGGAGGCUAUGGAGGAGCAAUUGGUGGGCAAAUGAACCGAGGGCUCUCAGGAGAUUCACUGCUCACUUCAUCUACCGGCACACAUGCAGAUGCAGUCAUUGCUAAGAUUAACCAGCGACUGGACAUGCUCACUCAGAUGGAAGGGGGGUUUAAGGGGCCACGGGAUGACAGGUUUGACCAGUACGAGUCAUUCGACUCGCACUCCUCCGGUCUCUCCUCCUCCCGAGAUCUCUACAGAUCUGGCAGCAGUAGCUAUGGUUUUGGGGAUGGCCAUGGGGACAGCAUGCUGAUGAGUCAGCGAGGAGGUUCGAGCUACGGAGGGGGAAUGGGGCUGGGGGACGGAGGAGGCUUUGACAGCCCCUCCUCUUCCUAUGGAGUCGCAAAAAUGCGACCGAGUAUGAGGGAACCCUUCGCCAGUGCCCCGGGAGGAGGUUCUGGAGGCGGAGGAUGGGCUGGAGCUGGCCGACGUUCCCCCAGAAGGGGUGGAAGUGCUGGGGGUCGAGGAGCUGGAGGAGGGUUUGGAAGCCACAGGUCUGACCCCACUCCAAUGGGUGGAGGUUUGCGGGGAAGUGGUAGCGGAGGCAUGUCCCACCGUGGCCACUCUCCAGGAGGUGGUAGAGGCAAGCUCCCUUCCCUCCUGUCCAACCGCAUGUACCCUGAGAGCGGAGGUUUCCAGGGUUCUGCUCCAGGGCCUUACGACUUUCCUGGGAGGCAUUUUGGAGGGGGCCCACGGGCUGGCCGCCAGCGAGGCCGCAAGAGACCCCUCAACAAACCGAUGAGGCCAGAAAGGGAGUUUCAGAAGAGAAAGCAGAGUCUGUCGGAAGCUGAUGAGCCCGAGUCUAAGAUCCACAGGACAGAGUGUGAAGAGUCUGAUGCUUUCCAAGCAGAAGAUCCAGAGAAAAAUGGUGCCGACAUUAAACAAGAGGACGUUUCUGUGGAUGUAACGCCUGCUGAAGAUGGAGAUAACACUACACCCAAACAGGAUGAGAAGAAAAAGCCUCUGGGCAGACAGAUCCCUGGCCAAGGUCAAGAGAAGCACCCAAAAAUGCGGAAGAGAAGGGGCUUCCUGGAAAGGGUGAUGUUUGCCUGCUCUGUGUGCAAGUUUCGUUCAUUCUACAAGGAGGAAAUGGAAACUCAUCUUGAAAGUCGCUUCCACAAGGACCACUUUAAGUUCCUCUCCAGCCAGUUGUCCAAACCCACCACAGAUUUCUUACAGGAGUAUUUGAAAAAUAAGUUCAAGAAGACAGACGAGAGGGUCAGUCAGUUGGAAAACCACAGCGCGGCCAUCUGUCAGAUGUACAGGGAGCAGGAUCUCACCAGAGAACUGGGUAUGGAGCAUUUCAUGAGGAAGGUGGAAGCAGCUCACUGCGCAGCGUGUGACCUUUUCAUUCCCAUGCAGCCCCACUUGAUUCAGAAACACAUCAAGUCUCCUGACCACAACUACAACCGAAAGGGGAUGAUGGAGCAGUCCAAGCGGGGAAGUCUGUCUGUCGCCCGUAGCAUCCUCAAUCACAAACUCAUCGGGAAGAAGCUGGAAAGCUACCUCAAGGGUGAAAACCCAUUUGUCGGUAACCAGGAUGAACAGGAACCACAGGACUCUUUGGCAAUGGAUGCGUCUGAGUUGGAGUUGCCCGGUGAGAAGGCGGACAGCCAGACAGAAGUGGCCCCCGCCAACGAUGAGGCGGCUCCCGAUGCAGAGGCGGGCAAAGAGGCCACCGAGGAGGAAACGACAGCAACGCCAGUAGAAGCAGCACCAGAGCUGGAGCUGAAGACGGAGGAAGAGCUGCACCAACAGGAGAAUCAAGAAGAGGAAGGUUUUGAAGUGGGAGAGGACGAAGAGGACGAGGGAUACGUAGUGCACGAGGAGUUUGGUGAUGAGGGAUUACAGGCCGGUGAGGCAGAGGAAGCAGGAGCUGACAACGUGGCGGAAGGCGAGCAGAACGAAUGACUUUUUUACUGCGUGUAACAUCUUGACCUGAAUAUUUCUCUGGAUCAGUUGGUGACCCUCUUGUCCGUUGAAUCCAAUGUGAUUGUUAAUAGUAUUAAGAAGUAUACUUCUAUUGUUUUUCACAGUCCCAGUCCAAGCUCAUGUCUUUUGAUGCUCUUUGCUAAAGGAAUAGUUUCAUUUUUUUGGAUACCGUCAUUCACUUGAUUAAAAUAAAAAGAAUUUUAAAGUUACGUGAAGUAACUCUUGUCUUGCAUGAUUGCUUUGCCUGUCACCUUAAAAGAUGUUUGUUGACUUCAUUUUGAGUUUGGAACAUAGCUGGGCGAGAGGUCGAGCCUCAUCCAGUUCUCAUUUCUGAGGAUUACCAACCUGACACAUCUCCAUUUUUAUGGAGAGAAGGGUCGGAUUAAUCUUUUCACCUAAAACUUGGGAAGACGGCAGCACUAUGUAUUGAUGAAAAUGUCAAAAUUAUUAUUUUUUGUGCCUUUUGUGAAAUGUUUAAGUUCUUUAGAGUUGUUUAAGAAAUCAAGUAUUGUGAUGUUCAGACAAGCUGGGUUCACUCAACGGCAUACAAUUAGUUUACUGAGUGUACUAAUGAAUGGUUUUCCAAACCAAGUCGGCUUUUUAACCCUUGUGUGCCCUCCUAGGGUCAUUUAUUCCCCUUUUUGAUUGAAUCUGGAAUAUGAAUUACCCUAAGAGGGUGCACAACUAGAAGUUAAGGUGACUGAAAUAGCGGAAUAUUCUGAUCACUGUUAGAAUACACAUCAGUCAUGUAACAGUUUGGUUUAACUGAGAAAUAAAGCUGUUAAAUAAGUCA